AUGAAUAGAGACCUAACUAUGAACUCGGAGCACGCCGACACCAACCCCUUCAUGGACGGUGCCAGCUCGCGUCUGGACAACUCUUAUACGUCCUCAGAAAUUCCCCGUGUGCAAGGCCGCCAGUACGGCAACCAGCUUGCUUAUUCAGAAUACACUUCCCAAAACGGCACUUCCUCUAACUUGUUGCAGGACUCUUCAGACGAGGACCGCCGCUCGCCGCUCGUGGAUUCAGACCAGGGUGCGGGCUUCAGCCAGUCUCCGCCCAGCCAAGGCUCUCCUGACAUGAUGAAGGUUCCGUCGGAAUUUGACCGCUAUCCAUCCAUGGCCGGAUCUCGCGUGGUUUCAUCAACUUCCUUGGCUUCUCACUUCAACAACAAGGAGUACGAUGCAUCGAGCCACGAUGGGCUGUCGUCCAAGUCAUCAAACCCGUUUGUGUCUAAUGUGGACUUCUCUCCUUUUGGUGGCUACCCAGCGCUGUUGUUCCCCUUGCAUGUAGACGAAAAGGAACCUGACGAUUAUUUGCACAACCCAGACCCUAUCGCAGAUGCUGAAUACGACAAAAACCGCUUCUGGUACGACUUGAAGACCAUGGAUCGUCGCUCGGGCAUGGGUGUCGUGGGUUUUAUAUUGUUUUUCUUGGCUGCCGCUGUUGUUUUCGUUGUCUUGCCCAUCGUCACAUACUCGGGCAUUACUAACCACAGCGAGCCUGAACAUUAUGAGAUUUUAACUCACUACGAGUAUCCAUUGUCUGCGGCCAUCAGAACCAGUUUGAUUGAUCCGGACACUCCAGAAGAAGCCCACUACAAGGAAAACCAAUAUGGCGAAAAGUGGGUCUUGACCUUUUCGGAAGAAUUCAACGCUGAAGGCCGUACUUUCUACGACGGUGAUGAUCAGUUCUUCCAAGCUGUUGACCUCCAUUACGAUGCUACUAAAGAUUUGGAGUGGUAUGACCCGGAUGCCGUCACCACCGAAAAUGGAACCUUGGUUCUUCGUAUGGACGCCUACAAAAACCAUAACUUGUUCUACCGCUCGGGUAUGGUACAGUCUUGGAACAAGCUUUGUUUCACCCAAGGUAUGAUCUUUGUUUCCGCCAACUUGCCCAACUACGGUAACGUGACCGGUUUGUGGCCAGGUCUUUGGACUAUGGGCAACUUGGCACGGCCAGGCUACUUGGCCACAUCUGACGGUGUAUGGCCAUACACUUACGACUCAUGUGAUGCUGGUAUCACUGCCAACCAGUCGUCUCCCGAUGGAAUCUCAUACUUGCCUGGCCAAAGACUUAAUGUAUGCACAUGUAAAGGCGAGGACCAUCCUAACCGAGGAACAGGCCGUGGUGCGCCAGAAAUCGAUAUUUUGGAGGGAGAAGUCGACACCAGGGUCAUGGUAGGUGUCGCAUCCCAGUCGUACCAGGUGGCUCCAAUGGAUAUCUGGUAUAUGCCCGACUACAACUUUGUCGAGAUCCACAACUUAGAAGUCACGACGAUGAACACAUACUGCGGUGGCCCAUUCCAGCAAGCUCUUUCUGCCACAUCUACCUUGAAUACCACCUGGUACGAAAGUGGAGCAGGCGAGGCCAACUAUCAGGUGUAUGGAUACGAAUACUUGAACGACGAUGACACAGGACACUUGUCGUGGUAUGUCGGUGAAACGCCUACAUGGACUUUGCAUGCAUAUGCGCUUGGGCCAAACGGUAAUGUUGGAUUCCGCCGUAUUUCGAAGGAACCCAUGGCCAUCAUUUUGAACUUGGGUAUCUCGAACAACUGGGCAUACAUUGACUGGAACGCAAUCCACUUUCCUGUACACAUGCGCGUUGACUUUGUCCGGGUUUAUCAACCAGAGGACCAGAUCAACAUGACAUGCGACCCUGAGGACUACCCAACAUACGAUUACAUCGAGAACCAUUUGGACGCAUACAUGAACCCUAACUUAACCAGUUGGUCUUCGGCGGGCUACAAGGUUCCGAAAAACCACCUUGUGCACGGGUGCACGUGA
Messenger RNA from Clavispora lusitaniae ATCC 42720, 1992 nucleotides. RefSeq names its product SKN1/KRE6 family beta-glucan synthesis-associated protein. Gene Ontology annotation, molecular function: glucosidase activity. Gene Ontology annotation, biological process: (1->6)-beta-D-glucan biosynthetic process; fungal-type cell wall organization. The record is from RefSeq and is a predicted model, not a curated record. Gene Ontology annotation, cellular component: endoplasmic reticulum membrane; plasma membrane. Lineage: Eukaryota; Fungi; Ascomycota; Pichiomycetes; Serinales; Metschnikowiaceae.